AUGUCAGACACAGAUGAAGACAAGCCAACAGGAGAAUCCUCAAAGUUAAGGACAAACAAGAACGUUACUGUGGUGUUCAAACUGAACGGGAAGAAUUACCCGUUGUGGGCGCGGCUGAUGAAAGUCGCAAUUGGAAGCAGGAGGGGAUACUCCCACAUCUACGACGAACCGCCGGAACCAAACAGCAAGGGCUACCGGGAUUGGGAAGAAACUGAUUUGAUAGUUUUUUCUUGGAUCGUCGAUAAUAUCGAAAAUGAUAUUAUCGCCGAUUUCGCUCACCAUCAAACGUCCAAAGCCUUGUGGGACAAUCUCGCAAUCACCUUCGAAAGCAAGACGGAUCCAUAUCAAAUUUACGACCUGGAGGACAAAAUAAUAUACAUAAGACAAGGAAAUCUUGAUCUUGAGACGUAUUACCGUCGAAUCCACGGAUUAUGGGUGAACAUUGAUCGAAGUCAGAAACAGCCUGUAACGUGUUGCGACAAGGGGAUCUGGCAGUAUCGGCAGCACACGAGUGAGAAACGACUCAUCAAAUUCCUCACUGGAUUGAAUCAAGAGUAUGACCACAUCCGUCAGGAGAUCCUGAAGGAACAGCCAUACCCCUCAGUCGAAGAAGCCUACGGAUGGGAUAUUCAGACGAGGAAGAUCAUUGAGCGUGGCACUGAGAACCAAGGACUCUAUUACGUGGAUGGGGUAGCUCAACAUGGCAGUGCAAUGUUGGCUCAAGGAUCCACGAGAGAGGAGGCUUGUCCUUUAAUUGAGGAACCAACAGAGACUAUUGCGGGCAUUGCCGCCAAGCACGCCUCUACACCAGAGUCUACUCAACCACCUCUCGAUCAACCUCAACCAAUAUCCCAGGUAUGCCUCGUACCGAUUUCUGAAGAGAAUGUUGUAGUUGAUACUAACACUGCAGAAGAAGAAGAUAACACCGUCGAUGGUGACACUGGGAAGUAUGUUCUUCCAUAUCGAAGUACUCGAGGCAUUCCCCUAAAACGAUACUCUCCCGAGAAGAUUGGUGCAAAAAGCAGAUAUGGGGUUGCAAAUUUUGUGCAAGGAAAUUUGAGUAAAAUGACAUGA
Salvia splendens (bonfire salvia) is the source of this 1074-nucleotide messenger RNA. RefSeq lists its product as uncharacterized. The transcript is spliced from 3 exons. Bases 1 to 1074 code for a protein of 357 amino acids. The record is from RefSeq and is a predicted model, not a curated record. NCBI's taxonomy places the organism in Eukaryota, Viridiplantae, Streptophyta, Magnoliopsida, Lamiales, Lamiaceae.